Messenger RNA from Toxotes jaculatrix (banded archerfish), 1890 nucleotides. RefSeq names its product carbonic anhydrase VI (gene ca6). The transcript is spliced from 10 exons. The coding region runs from base 64 to 1683 and encodes 539 amino acids. NCBI's taxonomy places the organism in Eukaryota, Metazoa, Chordata, Actinopteri, Toxotidae. The record is from RefSeq and is a predicted model, not a curated record. Gene Ontology annotation, molecular function: carbonate dehydratase activity; zinc ion binding.
AAAUUCAGAAAGAAACCCUCUGAGAGGUGUCAGUGCCCUGUGCGAGGGAACAGAGGCGCAGCGAUGGAGUUUUUCUCUGCGUUCGUCUCCGCCGUUUUGGUCUGUGCUGUCAGUGCUGGGAUUCCUCAUGAUGGGAUACACUGGACAUACACGGAGGGAGCUUUGGACCAGAUGCACUGGCCAACCAAGUACCCUGCAUGUGGUGGUAAGAAGCAGUCACCGAUUGAUAUCCAGCGGCGCAACGUGAGACACAACCCAGACAUGUUACAGCUGGAGCUCAGCGGAUAUGAUGCCCAGAAAGGGAACUUCCUCAUGUCCAACAACGGGCACACGGUUCAAAUCGACCUGCCUCCAACUAUGAUGAUCACCAAAGGGCUCCCAGGAACAUACACAGCUGUCCAGAUGCACUUGCACUGGGGCGGCUGGGACCUGGAGGCCAGCGGAUCAGAGCACACCAUAGACGGCAUCCGUUACAUGGCAGAGCUCCAUGUUGUCCAUUACAAUUCUGACAAGUACAAGAGCUUUACUGAAGCCAGAGAUAAGCCAGACGGGCUGGCAGUACUUGCCUUUAUCUAUGAUGACGGCCAUUUUGAGAACACUUACUACAGUGAUUUCAUCUCCAACCUGGCCAAAAUCAAGUAUGCAGGUCAGUCCAUGAACAUAUCGAGCCUCGACGUGCGCUCCAUGCUCCCCGAGAACCUCAACCAUUUCUUCAGAUAUCAGGGCUCCCUCACUACUCCACCCUGCUACGAGAGCAUCCUCUGGACUGUGUUUGAUACACCUAUCACUCUCUCACAUAACCAGAUCAGGAAACUGGAGAGCACUCUGAUGGACAUGGACAACAAGACCCUGUGGAAUGACUACCGCAUCGCCCAGCCUCUCAACCACCGUGUGGUGGAGUCUUCUUUCUUCCCACGCCUUGGGAAAGGAACAUUCUGUCGGCAAGAUGAAAUUGAAUCCAAGCUCCAGAAGAUCGAGGGUCUGAUAACUUCUCUUGGAAAGCACGUGCAUUCAGGUGGACACCACAUCUCAAGACCUUCCCGAUAUGAAUCUCGCGCUCUGUUUCCUCUGGUGCUCAACUUCCAGGAGAAAAAUGCUGGUAGUUAUGCUCUGGCUCGCCUCAGCCAUCCUAUGGACCUGGACUCCUUCACUGUCUGCAUGCACGUCCAGCCUCAGGGCGAGGGCAUCCACACUGUCCUCUCCUACUCCAGUAAUGGCAAUGACAACGAGCUCAUGAUCUCCAUCGGUCAAGACAGAGAUGCGACAGAAGUGGGCCUCUGGAUUGGCAACGAGUUCGUCAACCUGCCGCACAACUUCAGGUCCCACGAAUGGUCCAACUACUGCAUGACCUGGUCCUCCCACACCGGUGGCGCAGAGCUGUGGAUCAACGGCAUGGUGGGAGAGCAGCGAUACUUGAAAAGUGGUUACACAGUCAGCCCUGGUGGCGUGUUCAUCCUGGGCAAAGACCAGGACGGAUAUCUGGGCAUCUCUAACGCAGAUGCCUUUGUGGGUAAGAUGACUGAUGUCAACGUGUGGGACUAUGUGCUGACCACAGCAGAUAUCCGGAACCAGAUGUUAUGUGAGAGGAACGGCACCAUGGUGGGAAAUGUGUUCAGCUGGGGAACCACCUCACUCAGUCUGUAUGGGGGGGUGCAGCUGGACAGUCAGUACAGAUGCUCCUGAAAAGUCUCAGCUGCUUUUGUUUGUAUGAGAUUUUGCAAUAAACCAAAAUAUCAUUGCUGAUGGUGGGAUUUAACACGACAAAUGUGAUGAGGGAUAAAAUGUUUUUCAGGCACCUGUAAGUCCAUUUUUAAUGCAAACUGUAUUUCAUAGCUUCAGCCCUUGUAUUGUAUUCAUAUCUCUGUGUCAUAAAUAAAGGCUUACAAGUGA